This is a messenger RNA of Epinephelus lanceolatus (giant grouper), 1560 nucleotides long. The record is from RefSeq and is a predicted model, not a curated record. NCBI's taxonomy places the organism in Eukaryota, Metazoa, Chordata, Actinopteri, Perciformes, Serranidae.
CACAGAUGGACGGAUAUACUGUGAUCUGGAAGAUAGGGUUGAGAAACACAGACAGAUUUUGUGGUUCAAAGACAGGACUGACAAGUGUUUCCUGAUAUUUCUUUUUCUGCAACAACAUGGGUUUAAGUUCAACUGAAGACUCACACAGCUCUCCAGUUGUCAACGACCUGAGGAUUGUCCUGCUGGGGAAGACUGGAUCAGGAAAGAGCGCAACAGGGAACACCAUCCUGGGACGACAAGCUUUUACCUCAGAGAUUUCUCCGUCUUCUGUGACAGAGACAUGUGAGAAAGAAACUGGCCACUUUGAUAACAGAACUGUCAGUGUGGUCGACACCCCAGGUGUGUUUGACACAUCGAUAAAGGAAGACCAGCUGAAAGGUGAAAUAGAGACAUGUAUCGUGCUGUCUGACCCAGGACCCCAUAUAUUCCUGCUGGUGAUCAGACUGGAUGUACGGUUCACAGAAGAGGAGAAGAAUGCAAUAAAGUGGAUCAAGAACAACUUUGGUGAGGAAGCCUCCAAUUAUACGCUGGUGCUUUUCACUAGGGGAGAUGAGCUCAAGGGGAAAUCCAUCCAGGAUUAUAUAGACCAAAGUUCUGAACUCAGGGAGUUCAUCGAUGACUGUACAGCUGGGUACCAUGUAUUUGACAACACAUCUAUGGAAAAUCGCACUCAGGUGGCUGAUCUGUUUGAACUGAUAGAUGAGAUAGUGCAGUUAAAUGGUAACUAUUACACCAGAAGCAUGUAUGAAGAGGCCCAGAGAAAGAAGAAUUCAAAGGAAUGGUGGAGCAGGUUUGGAGGCUAUAUGAACACUGUGGGUAAUCAGUUGUUUGUGGCAGCAGUAGUCACAGCUGUAGUUAAUGCCCCUGUAGCUGGUGCUGCUGCUGCUGCAGCUACAUCCAUAAGACCAGUUUUAAUGGUCGCAGGUGCAGGAAUUUCUAAAGCCAUCAGUCGAUGGAUGAAACCGACAACAGACAGCUGAGUCAUGUCAAUCCACGAUCCUUUAGGCAAGCUUGUGAUGAGGAAGUACUAUCAAUCCCCAAGGGAAUUUUUUUUCUUCACACAUGGGCCUGUGUAUACACAUAGAACCUAUACAUGCAUUAAAUGGAGAGAUGUCAAAGCAAGGGGGCUGUCCAUAUAUGGACAGGUGGUUUGGUGCCUUGCUCAGAAGCACCUUGCAGUUUCCAGCUACCAUUCCACACUCUAUAUUUGGUGUGGACGGGGGCUUGAGCUGGCAACCCUCCGGUUCCCAACCCAUUUCUCUAUGGAUUGAGUUAGUUCCAGCCCCGAAUAAUAAUGUAACAAGCUUUCAUACAUGAGUGCAAAUUCAGAACUGAAUGUUUUUUGUGUAAAGUUUAUUGUAUUUCUUUAUGUCAUUCAUGUACAUUCAUAUAUAUUAAUCACAGCUUGCCAAAAUUAACCUUUUGUGAGAAAUCUUUAAAAUGUUGAUGCUGCACACUCUGGUCCUGAAUAUUGUUUUGUGUGGAGAACAAAACAAUUGUGUAAUUGUUCUGUUUGAUUUUUAAGAAUAAAAUGAAACAAUGUGACAGCAACUUCAAAAA